Molecule: messenger RNA, 546 nt
Organism: Neohortaea acidophila
Lineage: Eukaryota; Fungi; Ascomycota; Dothideomycetes; Mycosphaerellales; Teratosphaeriaceae
Product: tyrosine protein phosphatase 3
Exons: 2
Coding region: 1-546 (181 amino acids)
Biological process (GO): protein dephosphorylation
Cellular component (GO): nucleus
Molecular function (GO): protein tyrosine/serine/threonine phosphatase activity
Source: RefSeq, a predicted model, not a curated record
AUGGGCUGGCUCGAUCAGGUUCCUCGCGCGGGCAAGUUGUACAUAGGCGGCUUGCACGCUCUCUACCAAAGGCCGGAUCUUUUCAAGGAAGCCGGCAUCACGCACAUUGUCUCCGUCAUCGACUUCAACAUCUACGAAGCGGGAGCCUUCAAGCAGUACGAGCGCCUGCACAUCCGGCUCGACGAUCACCCCAACGAAAACCUCCUCGAGUACUUCAAUGAGACGUCCCAGUACAUCGACGAUGCGCUGAGCGGCGGCGGCGGAGUCUUUGUCCACUGUGCCAUGGGGAAGUCAAGGUCUGCUGCUGUGUGUUGUGCAUAUUUGAUGAAGAAGUAUGCUGUUUCGCCAGACCAGGCACUGAGCCAAAUAUGCGAAGGCCGUCCCGUUUGUUCUCCAAACGUUGGAUUCAUGGAGCAGCUUGGUAUCUAUGAUAAGAUGAAUCGAGCAAGUACGGCGGAGGAAUCCGAACAUAUCUAUCAGACUUGGCUCAAGGACCGCUUCACUGGUGACGUUGGGCAUUGGGAGAGACGAUUAUCUAAAUUAUGA